GCAGGACUGGAUGUUCUUUCGGAUGUCAUAGAGUGAGCAGGCGCUAAUGCGGGUGAUCAACGCUCGGGCCAGUUCUGGGGAAGGAACGACAAAGUGACAGGAGAGGGAGGGAGAAGUUGCGAAGGCCAACGAUCAAACGACGAUUCAUUUCACUCUGCCACUCCAGUCCACCUUCCUUUUUCACGCCGCUAUUUCCUUCCGACCGCAAACCUUCGCUUGAACCAUCUUAUACCAACCAAUUCGACACGCCAUAAUAACCAAUUCCACAAGGCAAAGCGCGAAAGUCACGCCGUCAACAAGACCCAGGCGUGCGACACGUCAAAUCAUCAUCACUACCCACAACAAUGGCGCACCGCACUCCCACGCCCGAUAUAACCAUUUCGCGCAAUCGCCUACCCAACCUCUACGAAGUCUUGAGUCGCCAGACGAAGCCGCCGGUCGAUCUAUUUAGUUUCUACAUCUACAUGCGCGAUGCUCAACGCAGCGUCGACUACCUCGAUUUCUGGCUGGACGUAUCACAACACAUGUCGCUAUGCCGACACUACGUUCGUGGACUCCACCGCAGCGUGCUAGCAGAGACACCCGAGUUGGAGAAGGGCGGCAGCAAGCGUAGUUCGCAAGCUCUGGACCAAUACGAUGAUAGUGUCAUGGCCGGUCCCAGCGCCGACAAGGACGUUCGUGUCUCUGCCUUCUUGCGUGCCGACAACAAUGGCAGCAUGCACUCUCCGUCGCAAUCUCUUGGUAGCAACAACUUCGACCCCCAGCACACUCGCCGUUCCAUGGUCGAUAGUACUCAAGAAACCACUCCCUACACGCAGGAUCAAUCUCCUACCGGUACUACCGUUACGAGACACGACAUCCGCGCGAGUGCUGAGAAGAUUUUGUACACUUAUCUACUACAAGGCUCGGAGCGUGAGAUUAUCAUUCCCGUCGGCAUCCUUGAGCAAGUCACCGAUGCUAUCGAGAACGAGAACCGUGACGAUCCAGAGGUCUUUGACGCCGCGAAGGACUACGUCUUUCAAGCAAUGGAGCGCGAUGCUUUCCCCGGCUUCCUCAGAGCAAAGGCUUUGGGCAACAUAGUACAGCCUAGCAUGAUGCUACGAUUGGUCGUGGGUCUCGUUGCUCUAUUCGCCGCCAUCUGGACUGCCUUUGUACUCAUCUUCCUCGACAUGAGCAGAAGCACGAGAUGUUGGGUCAUCUUGCCCUUCACCAUCGCCAUUUACUUCCUUGUCUCCCACCAGUACAUGCUCGACCCCAUCCAAGCACUUCUGGGCUACUCCGAAUACACCUUUACCAAUUACUUCCAGGUCAAGGAACGUUUUGUCAAUCGCUUGUUGACACGCCGCGCUCUGAUGUGCCUGAUGUGGAUCGCCAUUAUCGACGCUGCCGUGUGCUGUCUUUUCAUCUUCGUUCCCGGCAAGAGACUGUGAACGAAUACGGAUACGAAGAGCCCAUCGCUUGACGUGAUGGAUGAUUUCAUUGAGUCUUCUAUCCUCUCUCCGCCGCCGACCAUCUUUCACGCCUUUCCACAUCACCCCAUCACUCUUCUUCAUUGUCAUUAUUUCUGUCUAUUCUUCUUUCCAUACCCCUUUUUUUUACUCGAUACCACUCUUCUUCUUUUCUUUCUCUGCAGGCGCGGCGUUUUAACGUCAAGAGGUCGGAGUUGAACAAUGGUCGUCCAUAUUUUCAGUUCGUUUCGCUUGUCCUAGGAAUUGAAAAUUGGUUAAUGUCUUUAUUUCUUCUUUCUGAGUUGUGCAAUGAAUGACGCAUACCCAGCAAC
Messenger RNA from Aureobasidium subglaciale EXF-2481, 1780 nucleotides. RefSeq lists its product as uncharacterized. The coding region runs from base 345 to 1430 and encodes 361 amino acids. The transcript has 3 exons. The record is from RefSeq and is a predicted model, not a curated record. Gene Ontology annotation, biological process: intracellular protein localization. Gene Ontology annotation, cellular component: plasma membrane. Lineage: Eukaryota; Fungi; Ascomycota; Dothideomycetes; Dothideales; Saccotheciaceae.